AAGAAGCCCUUGAAUUGAAUUCGCUCAAAUUCUCGUCUUUGUAAAUGCCCACUGCCCAGCCCUAAAGACUAGACUCUCUCUCUCUCUCUCUGCAAUUCACAUUCCCAAAUCUGAAUUACAAAUCUCUCUCAAUUUUCGCCGCCUGCAUUUUUUUCCUGCUUACACAACGUUAACUAUUGUACACGCGCAUCGGUUUUUCCGGACUGAAAUAUAUAAGUAAACGCCGCUGCUGUACACUGUUGCGGCGAAGUUUUUCCGUAAUUACAAGUGCGGCGGUUAUUGGAAGCGGAUAGGGUUUACAUUCGAUCCCUUUUCUUCGGUUCGGUUUCUAUUGGUGUUUCUUUUUAUUAUGUUUAGGUUUCCGCGUGUGUGAAUCAGUCUAUUUCUGUCUAGGAUAGUUCGGAUUCUGAGUAUAAUUUUACAAUUGAGAUAUUCUAGGUUUUGGGGAAAUUUCGUUUGAGGGUUUUCGAUUUUUUGCCUUUUUGCUGUAUACACAUUCUCGUUGUGGGCUGUUAGUUUGUGGCUCUGACAUUUGAGGGGAAGAAAGAAGUGGUUGGCUUUGGGUUUUAAUUGUGGUGGUUGGACGUGAAUUUGUCGAAAAAUGAGAGUUUGUAGAAUGAUGGAGUGAAGUGGGGCCAAACAAUUUCUUGGUUAGUUCGACGUUUUCCUCGGCCGGAGGAUUGUAUGUAGCUUAAAGAAGGGCAAUUCAUGUUGGUGAACUAGUUUGGAAUUCUGAAAGUUAAUUUGAACCCCGGUUUAGGGCGUGCACUUGGUCUUUUUGCAUUAGCAGGAUUUUAGAAAUAGACGGUUUUGGGGAAAAUCAAGAAGGUGAUUUGGCUUUAGAAUUUAAUUUGCUUUCCUAGAAUAAUUGGAUCAUGUCUGGUGCCGAUGGACAGAACUGAACCCACGUUAGUACCGGAAUGGUUGAGAAGUACAGGAAACAUUGUUGGAGGCAGUGGCUCAGUCCACCACUCAGACGUUUCUUCUUCUGCGCACUCCAUCAGGAGCAGAGUUCUUAGGGGCAGUAGCGAGAAAGAUAGCCCACGUUAUCUGAACAGAAGUUCCUCAAGUUCCUCAUCUAAUCCUAGGCAUAGUUCGACUAGUAAUGGUUCUGGGAAGCAUCCAUAUAGUAGUUUCUCAAGGAGCCACUGGGAUAAAAACCGCGACAGAGAGAAAGAGAAGACUUUUUCCGAGGAAUUGUGGAACCAUAACUCUUCUGACCCUUUAGCUAGUCUACUAACUAGUAGAGUUGAAAGGGGCGCCUUAAGACGCUCCCAAUCAUUGGUUUCAAGAAAACCCGCUGAACCGUUGUCUCACAGAGUAGAAAACUCACGAAUUAGUGGGAAUGGUGUCGUUUCACGGGGCAGUAAUCUUAAUGUGAGUCAGAAGGCAGUGUUUGAAAAGGAUUUUCCAUCCCUCAGAACCGAAGAGAAGCAAUGUGCAACUGGGAUUAGGAGAGUCUCAUCUCCUGGUUUGAGUUCUGCUGUUCAGUGUUUACCGAUUGGCAACACAGGGUUUCUUGGUGGUGAGAAAUGGACAUCUGCUUUGGCAGAGGUGCCUGAUAUUCUUGCAAAUAAUGGCAUCAGCCAUUCUCCUCUUCAACAAGGUGUUGUUCCAUCUUCCAAUUCGUCUUUGGGGAUUUCCAGUUCUGCAGGUCUUAAUAUGGCUGAGGCAUUGUCACAGCCUGUAGCACGAGUUCAUCCUAGUUCCCAGCUAUCAGAUAAGAGCCAGAGGCUUGAGGAGUUGGCUAUUAAACAGUCUAGACAACUAAUUCCUAUGACAUCUUCAAUGCCUAAAGCCUUGGUUCCUUCUGCGGAUAAAUCAAAGCAACCAAAGAUUGUUACGAGAGCUAACGAGACCACUGUGGCUUCGAGGGGUAUCCAUCCACAGCCCCAUGCAUCUCAUCUUGCUAACCAACCUCGUGCCGGACAAAUCAGGUCUGAUUCUGCAAAUACCUCUCACGUCGGAAAGUUUUUGGUACUCAAACCAGGACGUGAGAGUGUUACACAUGGUGAUAAUGCUAAUGGUGAAGUAACUAAUGAUGGACAGCUGGCCACAGCUCCAUUGGCUCCAACAGGAUCUAUUAGUCUAAGCAACUCUGUGGUCUCUGCUCUUGAAAACAAGACUGCUGCACUUUCACUAAGUUCCAGAUCUACUACAGAAAAGAGAUCUUUGCAAUCUCUGGCACAAAGCAGAAGUGAAUUCUUUAAACUCAUGAGAAGAAAAACCUCACCAUGUGCUACUACAACUGUUCACUCAGGUUCAAGUUCGGCUGAUUUAUCUCCCAGUGCAGAUACUUCUGGAGAAAAUUGCAAUGGUAAACAGAUGAAUUGCAAUGGUGAGAGAUGUGAGAUUCCUGAGAAGAAUAGAAGUUCUUCUGAUGCCGGAGAAAAAAGCUUCUCAGUUAAUGGAUCGGUUUAUCCAGAUGAAGAAGAGGCAGCUUUUCUUCGUUCUCUUGGUUGGGAGGAAAACGGUGGGGAAGAUGAAGGAUUGACAGAGGAAGAGAUUAAUGCUUUUUAUCAAGAGUAUAUGAGCAGGAGGCCAUCUUAGAAAGUAUGUCCAAGCUCUAUUACAAGCUCAUCCAAAUCUGGUUCAAGUUUGAUUGCUGAUGAGAUCUAUGUCCGAAAGCUAGAAUAGCGAAGAAUGUACUAGGAUUACGUUUAACAUUACGUUGCAAGUAGAAUCGUUUUGCCAUAUUUUAUCCUUUUCUUCUUCUCAAGAGGUGAAAGAAAGUUACAAUGUUUUUGAUACAUUUUACGGCUAGAAAAAAUGGAAUGAAAAUAGUUGGUUACAGUUUGUUUUAA
This is a messenger RNA of Erythranthe guttata (spotted monkey flower), 2804 nucleotides long. RefSeq lists its product as uncharacterized. NCBI's taxonomy places the organism in Eukaryota, Viridiplantae, Streptophyta, Magnoliopsida, Lamiales, Phrymaceae. The record is from RefSeq and is a predicted model, not a curated record.